Molecule: messenger RNA, 726 nt
Organism: Scaptodrosophila lebanonensis
Lineage: Eukaryota; Metazoa; Arthropoda; Insecta; Diptera; Drosophilidae
Product: adult cuticle protein 1
Exons: 2
Coding region: 1-414 (137 amino acids)
Source: RefSeq, a predicted model, not a curated record
AUGAAGUUCGCCGCUGCCGUAGUCAUGUUGAUCUGCGCCCUCGUCGGUGUCCAGGCGUCUUGGAGUCCUAUCACCCAGAUUGCACCGGGAGUCGUUAGCUCGGUGGCAGGUCCUGGUCUAUGGGGCGGUGCAUGGAAUGGUGCCUGGAAUGGUGCCUGGAAUGGCGGCUGGAACGGCGCCUGGGGUGGCCCAGCUGCCAUAUCCGUAGCUUCUCCUUGGGGUCUGCCUGGUCAUGGCUGGCUCGGAGGUGUUCCCGGCAUCGCCCUUGCUCAAGGACCCGGUGCUGGGCUUGGACAUGGACAUGAGGGUGUCUAUGUCGCCAAAACUCGCGGAGCUAUUCACACUGCACCCUUAGCCGGCCACAUCAGCUCCGCCACGUCUGUGAAUGUGGCUCCAGCGCCCGGAACCCUGUAAUUCGACUCUCCACGCUGCAAACAAUGCCAAAUGAAGUAGAAAAAGACAAUAAUCCGACAGUUCACCAAAUCUUCACUGAGCCUCGUAUUCCACUUCUACUUCUGCCAGCGACCACGACAUCUCUCGGUUACUCUACUCUCCUCCUGUAUUGCUAAGCACACUGCUCUUAGUCCCGACACAAACACCAAACGGCAAGGGCACGGCCUUAGUCGCUGUAUCCUUCCAUCUCUCUAUUUCUAUCUCUUCAAAACACAUUCACGCGCACAAUUGAGUAAGUUCUGUGUUCAGCAAAUAAGUCCAACAUAAAUUACA